AUGUCGAUUACUGUGUCAGUAUCUCUGUGUUUUCUUCUAGCACAGGCUAAAGGCGCAGUAACUCCAGCACAGGCAACUUUAUUAGCGACAAAAGUGUACGAAACCCUCCAAACGUUUUCACAACAGGCUGAUGCGAAUAGAAUGACAUUCUUAUAUGUUCAUUAUGAAAAUGAUCUGGCCAAACCUCACUAUACAAAUGCGGUUGUGCACCAGCAAUUCCAAGGAACAAAGAAAUUCCGAAAGCUAUUUGGUAAAACGACCCCAUAUUGGCCAGCUCCCGAGGACAUCCCAAUUGGAAAUGACUCUCCAAUUGUCGACAACCUGAUGGUUGCGCCUUUUCCAAAAGCGGGAAAUAAAGAAGAUCUGAAGGUUAUUUUAGUUCCGCUGAAGAGUGUGAAUUCACUCAAAUGUCCCAAGAUCGUAAUAUUUGGAAGAAAAGGGUAUACCGAAAAGACUGUUGAAAUUGAAGGCUGGCCAAAAGGCAAUGAUGGAUAUUUCAACUUAAAGAAUAAUAUAAAAAACGUUAACGUUUGCAACAACACGGAAUUUUUCUACUAUAUUCAUGAAAAAUUGAAUGAUGAAAGGGUGCUUGAGUUGCUUGCAGAGAAUAAUGUCAAUGUCGAUUACAAUUCAUACCAUUUGCUGUAA
This is a messenger RNA of Paramuricea clavata, 648 nucleotides long. Lineage: Eukaryota; Metazoa; Cnidaria; Anthozoa; Malacalcyonacea; Plexauridae. The record is from the annotation of a GenBank genome assembly.